GCGAGAUUGAGAAUGCCAUUCGCGAAAGGGUACGUACCUCCUCGGCAGUGUAGUGUUGUACCUCGAACUGAUUUCAGGUACUGUGAUGCCCACAGAUGGAGUGUCAGGUACUUUCAGCAGCACAAGGUACUUUUUACAGUGGAUCGCCGCGCCCCAUCCCCCCCAAGGUCUGAGGGAGGGUUUUAUUGACAUUAGGUGCCACCUAUUGGCGGACAAAAGAAGGCAAUCAGCGCUGUUCUCUCUCCUCCAACUCGGCCUGAGAAGAUCACGGAUGGAAGAACAAGGACACAACGUCGCAAAGGUGCUGGUGGCAGCAGCAGGCAUGAUUUACCACGGGGUAAGGUGGAUGGCACGGGAUGGAACGAAGGGGAAAAGGGACCAGAAUAAACGCAAAAAGACAACCACCCCGCUGCCCGCUGUUCUGUUCUCAGGGACCUCUUCCCAUCCAUCGAAACGACGCUACUUCGUCUUCCGCCCCCCUCCACCCUCCAGGCCCUGUGUGCCCCUCCAAAAAAAGACCCUUGCCGGCCGUUGCGGGAAUCCCACGUUGGAACCGAAAAGGUGGCGGAAGCUGCGAAUCUUGCUCAGCCACAUCACCAAUGAACUCGUCCAAAGUUCCUCUCUCUCACCUUUUUGCUUCAAUUCAGCCCUUUUCCUCUCAAAGUCCGCCUUGUCCAGCCGCUGGCCCAUGUCGCUCACACAUCCAGGCGCACACAUGAACGAACCACUGGCAUCCCACACUCGAGCCACUCCGUGAGCCAUGGGCCUCAACCGCCUGUCCCACAGUCGGCCGAGUGCCUUACUCAAGUUCCUAGUCUCUCCCCAUCUGUUCAACCUUGCUCCAAAGUUCCAACAUGGGUCUGAACAGGCGCAGCUCAUCUUCCCUUUACUACGUAUUCGCACGACACAGCAAGUCGAGGCUUUGAUCAAAGGCGUCGUUGCCAACGAGCUAAGCUAAACCCCCCCCCCCCCCCCC
Colletotrichum godetiae is the source of this 976-nucleotide messenger RNA. RefSeq lists its product as uncharacterized. The record is from RefSeq and is a predicted model, not a curated record. NCBI's taxonomy places the organism in Eukaryota, Fungi, Ascomycota, Sordariomycetes, Glomerellales, Glomerellaceae. Bases 86 to 757 code for a protein of 223 amino acids. The transcript is spliced from 2 exons.